Phyllostomus discolor (pale spear-nosed bat) is the source of this 4057-nucleotide messenger RNA. RefSeq names its product synaptotagmin 1 (gene SYT1). Lineage: Eukaryota; Metazoa; Chordata; Mammalia; Chiroptera; Phyllostomidae. Gene Ontology annotation, molecular function: calcium ion binding; phosphatidylserine binding; clathrin binding. Gene Ontology annotation, cellular component: synaptic vesicle membrane; dense core granule; axon. Bases 637 to 1899 code for a protein of 420 amino acids. The record is from RefSeq and is a predicted model, not a curated record. Gene Ontology annotation, biological process: calcium ion-regulated exocytosis of neurotransmitter; cellular response to calcium ion; regulation of dopamine secretion. The transcript has 10 exons.
UAUGGGGAUGGAGAGACACUAACAGAACUGGGAUGGGCGAUGUUGGCUGAGCGGAUCCACCUAUUAUUAGGGAGCUUGGAUUGGCUCCCUGGCUCAGCGUACCCGAGGUGGAACCAAUCAGGUGGCCGGGGCUGGGAGAUGAUGGGCGGCCGCCUCCUCACUGGAGGGAUUCCUGGAGAAGCUGCAGUGUUGGGGAUGCUCUAGACCGAGUACUGCCCCCAGUGUCUUUCCACCUCCUCCUUCUGCAGCGGCAGCGGCCAGCAGUACUUAGCAGUGGCAACUUGAGGCUGCAGCCGGGCAAGCCCCUACAGGGUGGUGCUCAGCUGAGAGGGGGGCUCAGCGCCCCAAAGGGGUGUGUGUAGGGUGGGGGCGGCCAGCUGGGACCAGCUGGUGGCCCUGGAAAACCUCCCACACACCCACACCCACACACCCCUUUUGUGUUGCAGGCUGCCCCUCCAAGAACAGAGGCGGCAAGAGGACGUGUGAGCCUUCGAGCGGGUCCACCCGGGGAGAGCACUGGGGACGGAAACCGGCACCACCUUCUGGUCUUCCCUGCAGAAAAUAAAAAGAAUCUGAGAGAAAACAGAGACCAAAAUACCCCAGAAUUUCUGACAUAACAUCACACCUGAACCUAACAUGGUGAGCGAGAGUCUUCAUGAGGCCCUGGCAGCAGCCCCGCCUGUCACCACUGUUGCGACUGUUACACCAAAUAAUGCCACCGAGCCAGCCAGUCCCGGAGAAGGAAAGGAAGAUGCCUUUUCUAAGCUGAAGGAGAAGUUCAUGAAUGAGUUACAUAAAAUUCCACUGCCACCGUGGGCCUUAAUUGCCAUAGCCAUAGUUGCAGUCCUUUUAGUCCUGACCUGCUGCUUUUGUAUCUGUAAGAAAUGUUUGUUCAAAAAGAAAAAUAAGAAGAAGGGGAAGGAAAAGGGAGGGAAGAAUGCCAUUAACAUGAAAGAUGUGAAAGACUUGGGGAAGACCAUGAAAGAUCAGGAUGAUGAUGCUGAAACUGGAUUGACUGAUGGAGAAGAAAAAGAAGAACCCAAAGAAGAGGAGAAACUGGGAAAACUUCAAUAUUCACUGGAUUAUGAUUUCCAGAACAACCAGCUGCUGGUGGGGAUCAUCCAGGCGGCCGAGCUGCCCGCCCUGGACAUGGGGGGCACAUCUGAUCCCUAUGUGAAAGUAUUCCUGCUGCCUGAUAAGAAGAAGAAAUUUGAGACAAAAGUCCACCGAAAGACCCUUAAUCCUGUCUUCAAUGAACAAUUUACUUUCAAGGUGCCGUACUCAGAAUUGGGAGGCAAAACCCUGGUGAUGGCUGUGUAUGAUUUUGAUCGUUUCUCCAAGCAUGACAUCAUCGGGGAAUUUAAAGUCCCCAUGAACACAGUGGAUUUUGGUCACGUAACUGAGGAGUGGCGCGAUCUGCAAAGUGCCGAGAAGGAAGAGCAAGAGAAACUGGGCGAUAUCUGCUUCUCCCUGCGCUAUGUCCCUACUGCUGGCAAACUGACUGUUGUCAUUCUGGAGGCAAAGAACCUGAAGAAGAUGGACGUGGGCGGCUUAUCUGAUCCUUAUGUGAAGAUUCAUCUGAUGCAAAAUGGCAAGAGGCUGAAGAAGAAAAAGACAACAAUUAAAAAGAAUACACUCAACCCCUACUACAAUGAGUCAUUCAGCUUUGAAGUACCCUUUGAGCAAAUCCAGAAAGUGCAAGUGGUGGUAACUGUUUUGGACUAUGACAAGAUCGGCAAGAACGAUGCCAUCGGCAAAGUCUUCGUGGGCUACAACAGCACCGGGGCGGAGCUGCGACACUGGUCAGACAUGCUGGCCAACCCCAGGCGACCCAUCGCCCAGUGGCACACCCUGCAGGUGGAGGAGGAAGUCGAUGCCAUGCUGGCGGUCAAGAAGUAAAGGGAAGAAGCCUUUCUGCAUUUGCCCACAUAGUGCUCUUUAGCCAGUAUCUGUAAAUACCUCAGUAAUAUGGGUCCUUUCAUUUUUCCAGCCAUGCGUUCCUAACAGAAUUCAGUGGUACUUCAAAUCCUGUUUUAAUUUGCACACAAAUUGAAAUGUAGAGAGCCCCUGAGUCCUUCCUCAUGCCACUGCCCUCCAAAUCUACUCUUCUUUUAAGCAAUAUGAUGUGUAGAUAGAGCAUGACUGAAAUUAUUUAUUGUAUCACACAGUUGUAUAUACCAGUAUGCUGAAGAUUUAUUUCUAGUUUGUGUAUUUGUAUGUUGUAAGCAUUUCCUAAUCUGUGUAUAUCUAGAUGUUUUUAAUAAGAUGUUCUAUUUUAAACUAUGUAAAUUGACUGAGAUAUAGGAGAGCUGAAAUAUAUUAUAUGGUAAAUAUAGUAUCGUCUGCAUUCCAGCAAAAAUAUCAACUUGUAAGGCACUAGUACAGUGAAACUGACAUCUUAAAGGACAACUUAAACCUGAGCUUUCUAUUGAAUCACUUGAGUACCAAGAUACACUUACACCACAUAUUUGGUGGGCAAAGCCAAUUUUGUAGAAUUUCUUCACAGGCAAAUUAGCAUGAUCUGAGCAGCAUGCAAGCUGCUCUCCAGGAAGCACAGCCACAACCCAGAACAGCAUCCGUCUGCACACACCGACAGAGCUUGAGUCAGAGCUUCGCUCUGGCGUUUGAAGGAGCAACUGAACAGGAGCCCAUGACCUCACACAACUGCAGACGGAGUAACCACUUGGUGGUGUCCUGUGUGCAUCUGUUUGCACUCUCAUAUGCAUGCCUGUGUGUGUGCAUUUGUUUAGGGAUGGGGUGGGUGGAAAGAAGCAGAGGGGAGAAGUCAGCAUUUCUGAAAUAUUGCCUGACUAUUUAAAAAGAAAAAAGUAGCUCUCCAUGAUCACCUUUAUACACAAUGUGCAUCCUGUGAAUUCUGUUCCAGAUUUAACACCUCUAACAAUUCCAGAACAUUUGCACACUAGACUUUGUAACAAAAUAUUUUAUUACACGAAACCAGAUUAGAAGGAAUGCAGAAGAAUAUUUUUAACAUAGUAAUCUGUGCUUAUUGCACAAAAUUACUUUGUGGUCAACAGACAGUAUUGUAAUCCCAUCAAAAGAUGAAAAGCAAACAAUUAGCCAUAGUUCUGAAUGCACUUCAAUUAAGCCAAAACAGACAGCUAGUGAUCUUUUUAUAUGCUGUUUUUACUUCAGUAAGUUUUAAUUUGUCCUUUAAAAAGAGGUGAAACAAAACCAAGAACAAGUUCUAGAAAACUGAAGCAACCUCUUAUGUAUUCUAGAUGCUUGACUUAGGAAGAGUUUUUAAUGUUUUCAAUGUUAUUAUGUAGUAAAUGGCACUAUUAUGAAGCUACUAGUCAUUCCAUAAGAGUCUUCAAGGACUGCUCUGUGUAACACUGUGACUGCCGUGUGUGCUUAGACACGUAGUUCCCUCAGUGGAUAGCACUCAGUUUAUUCCGUAGUGAUAUUGUAAACAAUACUGCCAUUCCCUUCUAAUGCACUGCCCAAGGUAUGUGUAGCACAAACAGUUCUCAUUACAAAGGACCAAUUCAGAACUGAAAAGCUAUGCAUAGGACAAGGAAGAUACAUAGGAUGGGGUGGAGCACACAGCAUUUUGUCAAGCACUGUGCACUCUUCCAUACUUUCCCCACUAGGGCAGACAGCCACUCUGUGGAAGGGCAGCCUGUUACCAUACUGCAUCCAGUCUUUCCUCCCUGCCCCUUCUGUGGCCCACUUCCACUCCCAGGCCGCAGGAAGUAGUGAAGCUCUGAGGUGGAAGCUGAUCUUCACAGAUACCAAAACCAAAUGGAGGAAAACUAAGCAUUAGCCUCGUGUUCAGACUUGAGGGUAUCAUGCCACAUUUUUUCUAACAACUCAAAGAGAAUUCACAAAGGGCUGGUGGGAGGCUUUGAACAUGAGGUUAGCCAUUUCCUGAUAAAACUAGAAUUCCUGUCAUUAUUCCUUCCUCAUCAGACAAGAGGUGUGCCCUUUGACCUUUCAGCCCAGUGACAGCAAACUCUAGAACUGGGACUGACAAAAAGGACAAAAGAGUAACAUCUCCCUCUUCCAUGGAUGGUCCAUACUUAAAAAAAAAAGAUAU